AUGGUUACAAGCAGUUAUAAUAAAGAGAAGAUUAAGCCGCAGCCGGUCCAUUCAGCUCUUUCUUCCGAAAACCAGUGCCCUGUUUUUUAUCCUCCUCUUUGUAUCAACCCUUACUUCUGCUGGCGAGCUGGAGAUGAUGCCAGCCCGGCAAUCCUUCACCUGUUUAUGCUAAUUGAAAGUUCUGUACACAGCAUCCGCGUUGAUUACCUGACAUAG
Molecule: messenger RNA, 216 nt
Organism: Enterobius vermicularis (human pinworm)
Lineage: Eukaryota; Metazoa; Nematoda; Chromadorea; Rhabditida; Oxyuridae
Source: the annotation of a GenBank genome assembly